AUGUCUCUAGCUAUAGUAGCCUUAUAUUUUAGUUGUAAUAUGUUAUUUGUUAUUGAGGCACUGUUCGAAUUCCAGAGCAGUCUCACAAAUGGCGCCCUGGGUGCAUUGUUGCUGCCUCGGAGGGCACAGUGGCUGUGUGGCGUGAAAGUUGGGGGAGAAAGUAAGCACGGUGAUACAGGAGCAACUACGGAUAACAAAUUUUUUAUUCGCAGUGUGGAGAUGUCUAAGCGCCAUUUGAAUGCUCAAGCUGGCGUCAGCAGACGUAGCAAACGUAGAAAAAACUCCGACAGUUGCUUCAAGGCCAGAAUUUUUUUGGAUGACGAGGCAGAGGUUAGCUCAGGGGAUGGAGAGAGAGACGAUGAAACUCAAAAUGAAUUGUUUGUGGUUCCGGAUGACGAUUUCGGUGAACACGGCAACAUGGGCGAACACAUUGUGCAAUCUGCAUCUCCUUUGAUGGACACAUGCCGCUAUCAAUUCCAACUCCUCACCAACAAUUCUUCCAACCCCUCGUCAGCUAGCGUUUGGAAGGAUAAGGUCGAGCACCUUUUUACCCGGUUCAACAAUCCAGACUCGAAGUCAUUAGAUACCGCACCAGACCCGCGAAACCAUAGCAUAGGAGAUUUUGUUGCACCUGUAACCUCGGGCAAAUGGAUGGUAACGGUGCCUGCGGCCAAGACAUCAUUUCUGGCGACAUGCCUCAGUGAAUUCGGCUUGGAGACCCAAACACAUUCCACACUUCCUGGGCGUUUGUAUGUCACUGCCCCAAAUUCGCUCCUCAUCCGAGCUGCUUUUCCACCCUCCCAUACUGAGUGCUUCCUCCGAUGCGAAUUCAUUCCUGGCGAUCAAACUCAACCUACCAGCAUGGCUCUUCCUGGGUGGUAUCGCAUGACACGUGGUUCAUACAAUCGCGAUGCAGCAUAUGGACUAUCUUAUAAGGAUGGCAUUCUCACUUUGUUAGUGGCCUCUAGACAACUUGGCGACCCAAAGGAUGUUGGCAAUCUGAAGAACGAGCGCCGCCUCUUCAAGAAUCCUGAUGGCGUCCAAAGCUGCACGUACAAAGGACAAAAAUAUGUCCAUGGCCUGUUGUGCAUCGAAUGCAGAAGAACGGAUGUCGUCACAUUAUCCCUCCCCACUGCGCAGGACAUAGCCCUCCACAUGCAGUCUGGGUGCAAUCCAGAAUUUCUUGCAGCCAGCAUACAUGCAUAUUCAACUCAGUAUUGGAUUGAGGGAGAUGAGGUGCGGGUCAUUUCUGGGGCCAUGUCAGGGAGCUGGGGCUUGAUACUGGACAUUAACAUCAAUGAUGGCACGGUAUUGGUGGAUCUGGCAUAUGUCCCAGGAUCGAAUGACACACUUGUCAAUAUCGAGGACUCAGUCUCAUUCCCCAUUGCGGACCUACGGAGGCGUAUCCGAGCAGGUCAACUUGUCCGUGUCUUAGAUACGAGUGCAGAGGAACCAUAUUACAAGGGGAAGAGUGGUAUAGUUGUUGAAGCUGGUGACAAUAUGCUUGUCAUUCUGGAUUCCGUCAGUAAAACUGAGUUCACCGUAUCGAGUCACUCCGUCGAAACAUACAUUGUCGACCAGGGGUUGUCCACAUUCUUCAGUAGCACGUCCCAAAAAUUGGUAGCGCUUCCUGACGACGACGACGCACCGAUGAGAGGUGAUCACAUUAUAGUACGAAAAGCGGGCAGUCUUUAUAUGAUAACUGGGACUGUGACAAAUGUCAACUUUGCAUCAGGGCAAUUGACUUUCCUUGUCAGAGGAACAUCAGACAACUGUCAAACGGUCCCGAUCCGGUGGACCACUUCCUCUCGUAACCCAGCUGCCCUACAAUUAACCUCAGCAAGCGGAUAUGAUGUGGUGGCUGGAGACUUAAUAAAGGUGGUGAGGGGAAGACACUGGAACAUGACGGGCACAGUCCUUACUGUUGACCUGACUAGCCAUACCUUAACAUUUCGUAGCGGCUACUCAAAUAUCACUGUUCCUAUAACUUGUGCAUCCAGACUUAAUGAGGGACAGAAGCAUGACCCUAUGGCACGGUUCAUUGGAAAACAAGUUGUAGUUAUUCAUGGGCAUUGGAAAUCACUGCGUGGAACCCUGCGCUCUCUUGCACACAAUACCUGUCAAGUGGACCUUUUUCAAGGUCAAAGACAGCGAAUUCAGCGAAGUGAUGUCGUUAGUGAAUCAGGGACACUCCUUGAUGGAGGUAGAUUAUCAGAUGAACAGCUGCAAGCAUUCAUUCAGAUGUUGCGUCGGUCAUAUAUCCUGAAAGCUCUAAGAGCCGGUACUCCCCCUCCCAGCCCGCCUCCCGAUCCACCGGCACAAUUGGAACCAACAACUCACCCCAAUGCCUCCUCAGCUUCCACGCAUGUAUCCAACACACUGGAGUUUGACCCUUGGAAAAUCAAUCCAGUGGACAGGGAGGACAUGUUGAAGGGCGAGCCUGAUGUCCCAGAAUCUUCUCGCAACAGUAGCUUAAGCUCCAUACUAGCCCGGCGUUCAUUGGUUUUAAGGGUGUUACCAGCGCCAAAUGGCUGGUAUCAGAACUACCAUGAUCGCCUGGUUCGCACAGUAGUUCCGGAUCCAUUCCUUUUACCGAGUGGGCCGGUCGAGGAUGGAAACAUCGCAGUCACUUAUGUUUCAAGAUCAAGUAACAAGGGGACAAAACAUGAUAAAAUUCCCUUUCGUUACAUCACUGCAGAGCCCCCGACAGGCAAGGGCAAGGAUUUUGUCUUGAUAUGUGGAGAUGGUAUCGGAACUAUACACACCACAAAGAAAGCGAUGAGGGACACAAAGAAGGUGACAAAGGAUUCCAAUGUCAUCACAACGAUGGAAGUUACUUCAAGUGUAUUGUCAUCCCCAAUGGUGUAUGAAACAAUUGUGCCUUGA
Messenger RNA from Suillus subalutaceus, 2886 nucleotides. RefSeq lists its product as uncharacterized. The coding region runs from base 1 to 2886 and encodes 961 amino acids. The record is from RefSeq and is a predicted model, not a curated record. NCBI's taxonomy places the organism in Eukaryota, Fungi, Basidiomycota, Agaricomycetes, Boletales, Suillaceae. The transcript has 14 exons.